Messenger RNA from Helianthus annuus (common sunflower), 849 nucleotides. RefSeq lists its product as uncharacterized. The transcript has 6 exons. Bases 165 to 668 code for a protein of 167 amino acids. The record is from RefSeq and is a predicted model, not a curated record. NCBI's taxonomy places the organism in Eukaryota, Viridiplantae, Streptophyta, Magnoliopsida, Asterales, Asteraceae.
ACCUCUCAAACAAGCACACCCCAAGAUCCCUGCCCCCACCCUUUUUGCUUCAGUUCAACCACCAGAAUCACCCACAUCUCCAUCAUCGGCGACCACCGCAGGCGGCGGUGGCGUGGUGGAGUUUGUCGGGUCGUUGUUCGAGCGAGAGAGAGAGAAACAGCGAGAUGAGAGAGACAGAAACGGCGGCGCCGGCAGCCGUACCGGUCGCCGGCAACGACAAUCGUGCCGACAUUGGCGACGGUAAAGGUGGGUUAUUCUUCUCGGGUCAGUUUAGGCUGUGCUCGGUUCAGUCAUUUGGCUCGAGUUAUAUCCCGCUCAGUUCAGGGAUAUGCCCACUCGAAGCUCGCUUGGUUAUGGUUAUUUCAAUUGCACCAAUGCUCAAGAUGAUGGUUUUUAGUUGGGACAAAACUACAAGUGAUCAUAACCAAAAUGGGCUUGAGGAUUCAAGAAAGAGGUGCAAUGAUCAAGGGUAUACCCUUCGUUCAUCUCGCCAACGACCUUUUUUGGUUCAACCGCUCUCACCUCCUGCUCUAUCUUAUUCACUCUAUCCUCUUUCAUAUCAAUACGGGCCGAAAUCAUGCUUCCAUAAGAACAAAGCCGACUUUGGGAUUAAGAUUCCAAUGGCGGUGUUUGUACUAAUACUAUGCAACCAUGACUUUAUGCACUAGUGACACAAAUGGGUUCAACCAUGAGUCGGCCAUGUUCAACGAUCAUGUGGCAAUUUAUACGGUUCCGGUUGCAAGUAUAAAUUGAAGACGUUGGUUUGAGUUGCAAGUACGUAGACAUUGGUUCGGGAAGUUAUUGUAUAUCACAUUCAUCUUUAUAGAUAUAUGUAUCUGUGUUACUUUG